UUGGAUACUAGCUGCCCUACAUGUGGGGUUCUGGGGAUCGAGGGGUCUUCACGAGAGACUAAGGGAUCCCGUCGAAGAGCCGGUUGAUGUGCCGCCAGCUUCUAGGUACGAUUCGUGGCACUUGUGACCUGACACCGGCCAAGAGGGACGGGAUUGUGCCAUGAGGGGAGGGAAUAUUAUAUAGAAGGCUGGUCCUGGAAUGGUCCUCGAACAACGCAUUCAUACUUCAACAUCAUCCCUUACCUACAGUUGUCGCAUCAGCAAUUCUCAUACCACUUUACUACCACACCUCCAACUCUCAAUACCGCAGAUAUGCCCGGAUCCGAGCGAUUCAACCCAGACUUUACCCAGAGCGUCAUUGACGCGAUGGGGCCCAAGACCGACCCUCGAACCAGAGAGAUCAUGGCUUCAUUGAUCACGCAUCUCCACGACUUCACCCGAGAGGUCGAGCUUACCAUUGACGAGUGGAUGGCCGGUGUUAAAUUCAUCAACUUGAUUGGUCAAACCUCAACUGCCACAAGAAACGAGGCUCAUCGUAUCUCCGACGUUGUUGGCCUUGAAUCCCUGGUGGAUGAAAUCGCACACAAACACAUCAACGAAAACGGCGAAGAGCCCACCUCCUCCUCCAUCUUGGGCCCUUUCUGGAGUCCCAAUGCCCCUUUCCGCGAGAAUGGCGGUUCUAUCAUCAUAAACCCUCCUCCGAAUGGCCAGAAGACGCUUAUGCACGGAGUGAUCACCGACCUCGACACCAAGAAGCCUAUCCCCGGGGCCGUCAUCGACAUCUGGCAAGCAUCUGCCAAUGGCAAAUACGAUUUCCAAGACCCAGAGAACCAGGCCCCCAACAACCUAAGGGGCAAGUUCAGGUCUAACGAAAAGGGCGAAUACUGGUUCUACUGCCUGAAGCCAACUGCGUACUCUCUGCCAACUGAUGGUGCUGCUGGUGCUCUUUUCCGAGCACUAGACCGCCACCCGAUGAGACCUGCUCAUAUUCAUUUGAUGAUGACUGCGGAAGGGUACAAGCCCGUGACUACCCAGCUAUAUCCCCGGGAUGACCCAUAUGUUUCCAACGAUACUGUAUUUGCUGUCAAGGACGAUUUGCUCAUCGACUUCCACCCCUCCAAGGAUCCCAACGCCAAACUUGAUCUCGAAUACAACAUCAGAUUGGCGCCGCGGGAAGUAAAUACUGCGCCCUUGGAAGGACAAAGAACCACCACAUCAACAAUGCGCCUUCCCUAUGCCCCCAAAACCCCUCCAUCUCCCUCCCUCGAACCCAUCUACAGCCGCAUCGCCGCCCGUCGCGCUCCACGGCCCCUCAUUCCCUUGGACCUCGCCCUCCUCCACUCUCCUCCCGUGGCCGAUGGCUGGAACUCCUUCAUCGGCGCCCUGCGCAUACAAACCCAGUUGGACGGUUCCAUCCGCGAGCUCGCCAUCUCCCGCGUCGCAGUUCUAAACUCCGCCGUGCAUGAGUGGAACUCGCACGCGCCUCUCGCUUUCAAAGCCGGGAUAACAGCCGAGGGGCUAGCAACAGUUUUGAGAGGGGAGGAGGUGGGCAAGGGAGGCAAAGGUGGAGAAGGGGGAUUGACGGAGAGGGAGUGGGCCGUGGUGGCUUAUACGGAUCAGAUGACUAGAGGGGUUGUGGUGGAUGAGGGGGUGUUUGGGGAGUUGAAGAAGUGGUUGGGAGAGAGGGAUGUGGUGGAGUUGACAGCGGUGGUGGCGGGGUAUAAUUGUAAACCAGCUUUCACACCCCUAAACACGCGGCGAGCGGCUAGUUCCAAGCAUCCGAAGGGAUUCGUCCCGCCAACGAAAGAAGACCUGAAUGAGCUUAGGGAGAGCGUGCAGGAGUUCACAAGACGCGAAAUCCCCGAAGACCUGGCCCAAAAAACCGACCACACGAAUGCCUUCCCCAACGAGAUAUGGCCAAAGCUAGGAGAAGCAGGCUUCCUCGGCGUGACCGCAGAUGAGGCCUACGGCGGGCUGGGGAUGGGAUACCAAGCCCACUGUGUGAUUAUGGAGGAAAUAAGUCGGGCGUCGGGCAGCAUUGCGCUCUCCUACGCCGCGCAUUCACAGCUGUGUGUGAACCAGUUCAUGCUGAAUGGGUCGCCGGAGCAGAAGGCGAAGUAUCUGCCGGGACUGAUUGCGGGAGAGAAGAUUGGGGCGUUGGCGAUGUCGGAGCAUUCGGCGGGGUCGGAUGUGGUGAGUAUGAAGAUGACGGCGAAGGAGGUGGAUGGGGGGUAUUUGCUUAAUGGGACGAAGAUGUGGAUUACGAAUGGCCCGGAUGCACAUUAUAUCAUCGUCUACGCAAAGACGGUCCCGGACGCAGCAAGUAAGGGUAUAACGGCAUUCAUCGUUGAAACUACCACCAAAGGUUUCUCCUGCGCGAAGAAACUCGAUAAGCUAGGCAUGCGGGGUUCAAAUACCGGCGAGCUAGUUUUCGACGACGUAUUUGUGCCCAAGGAGAACGUACUGGGAGCCUUGAACAAGGGCGUGCGCGUAUUGAUGGAGGGAUUGGACCUCGAGCGACUCGUUCUGAGCGCUGGUCCGCUAGGUCUCAUGCAAGCCGCUCUCGACAUCACUCUCCCGUAUACCCACACUCGCAAACAGUUCAACACCCCAAUCGCCCACAAUCAGCUCGUCCAAGGCAAGCUCGCAGAUAUGUACACGAAGUACAAAGCUGCCUCCUCCUACACCCACGCCGUUGCAGCAGCGGUCGACAACGGCAGCCCUAUCUUGACUCAGGACUGCGCGGGCGCCAUCCUGUAUGCUGCUGAGCGUGCGACAGAAUGCGCCCUAGAUGCUAUUCAGCUCAUGGGUGGGAUGGGGUACAUGAAUGAGGUUCCGGCAGGGAGGUUGCUGCGAGAUGCGAAGCUGUAUGAGAUCGGUGCUGGGACGAGCGAGGUUAGGAGGAUGGUGAUAGGGCGGGCGUUUAACAAGGAGUACCGAGAGUAGGUAUCUACUCGAAUAUCAUUCUUGUGAGCGCAAAAGGGGGGUUUGGGAUCUAAGGCAUUGCUUUGGAGUUUAUGUCUGGGGUUGCUUCGAUAAGUGUGGAACUAUGGUCUCGAUGUAACAGGAACCAUCGCUCUGGCAGUUUAAAGCAAUUAUUACAUAGGCCAAUGCACUUCUAGGAUGUGAUGUAAAGUAC
This is a messenger RNA of Mytilinidion resinicola, 3139 nucleotides long. RefSeq lists its product as uncharacterized. Gene Ontology annotation, molecular function: flavin adenine dinucleotide binding; 3-methylbutanoyl-CoA dehydrogenase activity; ferric iron binding. The record is from RefSeq and is a predicted model, not a curated record. Gene Ontology annotation, biological process: catechol-containing compound metabolic process; L-leucine catabolic process. NCBI's taxonomy places the organism in Eukaryota, Fungi, Ascomycota, Dothideomycetes, Mytilinidiales, Mytilinidiaceae. The transcript is spliced from 7 exons. Bases 313 to 2946 code for a protein of 877 amino acids.